This is a messenger RNA of Vicia villosa (hairy vetch), 1070 nucleotides long. Its product is annotated as seed agglutinin 2-like. Gene Ontology annotation, molecular function: carbohydrate binding. Bases 50 to 901 code for a protein of 283 amino acids. The record is from RefSeq and is a predicted model, not a curated record. The transcript has a single exon. NCBI's taxonomy places the organism in Eukaryota, Viridiplantae, Streptophyta, Magnoliopsida, Fabales, Fabaceae.
AAACAUUUCAUAUCACAUUCAUCAAACUUGGAUCAGAACAAAAAAGAAAAUGGCCACCUCCAACUACAAACCCCAAAACUCAUUCUCCAUGUUGUUAGUAACAUUUUUCCUCUUGUUACUCAACAAAGCAAACUCAACCGACUCCAUUUCAUUUUCCAUCACCAAAUUUGUCCCAGGCCAAAAGAAUCUGAUCUUCCAAGGCGAUGCCCUAGUGAGGCCAUCAGGCACACUAGAGCUCACAAAAGUAGAAACCGGCAUCCCAAUCUCAGGCUCUAUUGGCCGUGCCUUAUAUGCCGCCCCUAUCCGCAUUUACGACGACACCAACGUUGCUAGCUUUACCACCUCCUUUUCUUUCAUCGUCAAAGCACCGAAAAGAAUCAACGGUGCUGAAGGCUUUGCUUUCUUUCUAGCACCAGUUGAUACUCAGCCUCAGAAACCUGGAGGUUUUCUUGGUCUUUUCAAAGACAAAAAACUCGACAAAUCUAACAAAAUCGUUGCGGUUGAGUUCGAUACGUUCUUCAACGAAGAAUGGGAUCCACAAGGGAAUCAUAUCGGAAUUGAUGUCAACUCUAUUGAGUCACUAAAAACAACCAGGUUUGCUUUGGCUAAUAAUGAUGUAGCUAAUGUUGUGAUAAACUAUGAAGCUUCGACGAAAACGUUAACUGCGUCUCUGGUAACACCUUUGCGUGAAACUAGCUAUAUUGUUUCUGCUGUGGUGGAUAUAAGGGAAGUUCUUCCACAGUUUGUGAGAAUUGGUUUCUCUGCAACUACUGGAUUAUCUGAAGGCUUUGUUGAGUCGCAUGAUAUUCUUUCUUGGUCUUUUGAAUCCAAGUUUCCUGGUAGCAAGGCUUUGAAGAAGAACCUGGCUGGAAAUGCUAUGUUUGAUUCUAUGUUGUUUUAAAAAACAUUCUAGUUGUGUGUGUAUGCGGUGAAAAUUAUAAUAAGACCUGCAACAAUGGUUAUGGUACUAGCUAUUUGAAUUUUAAACGGUCAUGCUCAUAAACUGCAAAAUCUUGUAAUACUUUUAUUGUUGACCGAUGUAAUAAUAAUUUAUUUUGUUACCAUUGAAA